This is a messenger RNA of Eucalyptus grandis, 1383 nucleotides long. RefSeq names its product zinc finger protein CO3-like. Bases 307 to 1083 code for a protein of 258 amino acids. NCBI's taxonomy places the organism in Eukaryota, Viridiplantae, Streptophyta, Magnoliopsida, Myrtales, Myrtaceae. The record is from RefSeq and is a predicted model, not a curated record. The transcript has 2 exons. Gene Ontology annotation, molecular function: zinc ion binding.
GUUGUGCGGCUCAGCGGCAGACGAGAAACGAGAGACGCAUGUGUCAAGGCGUACGAGGUAAUUAGUAAUUCGAGAGGCAAAGGAGAGAAGAGAGGACGACAGGACCUGCUUCCACCACCACAAGACAGACACCACCGCACCGUACAGGCUCGCUCGCUCGUUCCUUUCUUUGUCCCCUCUCUUCUGCGCUCUCGCCUGCCCAAAACCCCACUGCUUCGUAGAAGCUUCUAGAGAGAGAGAGAGAUUUGCGGAAGGUGGCGGUGGUGACGGUGGCGGAAGGAGGAAGGAGGAGGAGGAGGAGGAGACAUGUCCAAGAGGUGCGCGCUGUGCAAGGUCCCGGCCAGGGCGUUCUGCGAGUCGGACCAGGCGACCCUCUGCUGGGACUGCGACGCCAAGGUCCACGGCGCCAACUUCCUCGUCGCCCGGCACUCCCGCACCCUCCUUUGCCACGCCUGCCAGGCCCCCACCCCCUGGAGGGCCUCCGGCGCCAGGCUCGGCCACACCGUCUCCGUCUGCGACGCCUGCGUCACCGGCGCCCAGGGCCGGAGCCGGGCCGCCGCCGGCAAUGGCGAUCUCCACGAGGACGACGGCGACGACGAGGACGCCGACGGGGACGAGGAGGACGAGGAGGAGGAGGAGGAGGACGCCGACGACGAGGACGACGGAGGAGGAGGAGGAGGAGGCGGCGGCGAGGACGAGGACGAGGAAGAUCGCGGCGGCGGCGGCGACGAGGACGGCGACAACCAGGUGGUGCCGUGGUCGUCGACGACGCCCCCUCCGCCGGCGGCGAGCUCCUCCAGCAGCGACGACUCGAUCGGUAACUUGCGCUGCGGGUACGGGGACGCGGAGGAGUGCGGAGCGGCGCGAAUGUGCUCGUCGAAGCGGGCGAUUGAAGACUGUACGGAUCUUCGCUCUCAGGAGAAGCUCAAGUACUCGCGCUUCCGGCCGAACCGGAGGCCAAUGCUGGCGGCGAGGACGCGGUCCAGGGACGGCGAGGCUACUUCGGUCGACUCGUUGAGGCCGUCGAAAGACCGGCGGGUCGGGCGAGACGAGUGCAUACAAGGUCCGACCUUUCUAGAUUGAAGGGGGAUCGGUGGGGAUAUAUGCAGAGUGCGCGAGGUAGAUAGCCUGUGAUGUUCAUAAGCCCUUCUAUUAAAAGUUUCGAUUUUUUAACACCAACAUCACCACCAUCAUCAUCUAACCUCAAUCGAUCUGCAUGAAUCUGGGGUCGAACUAAUUAAUCGAUUUUAGCAGUCUUAGCAAGUAGCUAGUAGCUUUGAGGGCGGGAUCCGGUUUGGAUGGGCUGUGGAGAAUGUAAUGCUGAUUCAUUUGCGAGUUGGACGAAUUCGAAGAGUGAAAUACUACCGUGUUUGCUUCAUUUGA